Messenger RNA from Acanthoscelides obtectus, 1087 nucleotides. Lineage: Eukaryota; Metazoa; Arthropoda; Insecta; Coleoptera; Chrysomelidae. The record is from the annotation of a GenBank genome assembly.
AUAGGGUAGAGUGGGGUUAACUGAACAGGUAGGUUAACUGAACACAUCGAUGUUCCUGCCAUCUAGUAAUGAUAAAUUAAACUUGAUUUUGCCUGAAAGCGUCUUUUGUUACGUGUGUUGACACUGUUCGGUGCAGAUUUCUUUUAAGUCGGUUCUAAUUUCGUAAAUCAGCAAACAUAUUUUUAAUGGCCGCCACGUAAAAUUUGUGCUCCCAAGUUUUUUUGUGUUACAGUUAGCAAAAUAGAGUUUUUAAAUUGGUUUGACGUAUAUUUUGUUCCAAAUAUGCCAAGAAAAAGACUACGUACUACCAAUAACAGAUCAUAUAGUGUAGCAGAUCUUAGACAAGCAUGUGAAGAAGUCCUGACACAUGGUCGAACAACUCGAAGUGUUGCACUUCAGUUUAAAAUCCCAAGAAUUACUUUAAAAAGGUAUGUCGAUAAAUGUCGGGAAAAAAACAACUUGGAUAUAAAUUUUCGCCCCAACAACGAACAUCUUUUGGCUUUUAGUCCCGAUGAAGAAUUACUUCUUAAAAAAUACUUAGAGCAUGCAUCUAACAUUCAGUAUGGCUUGUCUUCUAAACAAGCUCGUAUUCUAGCUUACGAGUUUGCGGUGGCCAAUGGCAAAACCAUAAAAGAAAGUUGGUCCCGAGAAGCAAUGGCAGGCAAAGAGUGGAUGUUUAGAUUUAUGAACAGGCACAACUUUUCGUUGAGGACGCCAGAACAAACAAGCUUAAGUAGGGCAACCAGUUUUAAUAAGACAAAUGUGGAGGCAUUUUUUUAAAAUUUUAGAGAGAUUAAAGAGAGAUAUAAUUUGCAAUCUAAUGAUAUAUACAAUCUAGAUGAAUCCGGUGUAACCACAGUCCAUAAACCUCCUAAGGUUCUUGCAAUUAAAGGAAAAAGAAAUGUAGGCCAGAUGACGUCGGCUGAAAGAGGGACGCUCGUAACUGUUGUAGGAAUUAUUGGAGCUACAGGACGAUAUGUUCCUCCUUUUUUAAUAUUUCCCCGAGUACACUUUAAAGAAAAUAUGCUCCAUGGAACUCCAGCUGGCUCUAAGGGUGGAGCUUCGCCUUCUGGAUGGAUGAACAGUC